Messenger RNA from Salvelinus sp. IW2-2015, 351 nucleotides. NCBI's taxonomy places the organism in Eukaryota, Metazoa, Chordata, Actinopteri, Salmoniformes, Salmonidae. The record is from RefSeq and is a predicted model, not a curated record.
AUGAGUAUUACUACUUAUGUAUCCCCCUCUCUCUAUCCCCCUCUCUCUUUCUCCAGGUACUUUGACCCUCUGAGGAACGAGUAUUUCUUUGACAGGAACCGGCCCAGCUUCGAUGCCAUCCUCUACUACUACCAGUCGGGCGGGCGUAUCAGGAGACCCGUCAACGUGCCCAUAGACAUCUUCUCUGAGGAGAUCCGCUUCUACGAGCUGGGAGAAGAGGCCAUGGAGAAGUUCAGAGAGGAUGAGGGUUUUAUUAAGGAAGAGGAGAGACCACUACCUGACAACGAGCUGCAGAGACAGGUAUGGUUGAGCACAGACGUGUUGUACUCCCCGACAAAAGCCGAAAAACAC